UUACAAAUACGUACGCCGGUGCAUAUGUUAAUCAGACUUUCAGACUUAUAAAUCUGUGCUUGGUUCCAAUACGUUCUACAGUUUUCUUUUAUCAUUUCAUUGUUGCAAAAAUAACAAAUUGGAUACAUAAUAGAGAAAUGCUUGAUGCCGGGCGCUCGCUCGUCGCGUAAGCCCGCGGCGGCCUCACCAUCGGCUUCUGAUGAAUGCCUACUUUUGGAGAUACAACUCCAACAACAAUUGGAGGAAGAUGUUGCUAGAAUAUUUGAUGAAUCUAUUUAUUCUGACAUUGAAGUAGUGUGUGGUAAACUAAAAUUACUAACCCAUACGUGUAUUCUUAAAGCUCGUACAAAGAAAUUUUAUCAUAAACUUGAAACAAUUUUGCAUCUGAAUAUCGGACGUAAUACGUUUGAUGAAAUUUAUUCUUUCAUAAGCGACACGUACACCGAAUGCAACAUAAAGAGACAAGAAAAAGAAAUAAUUGCACACAUUAAUGAUACAUUUAGUUUAAUCAAAUACACACCCGAUAAUUCUUGGAAUAGUAAAGAAGAUAUAGUAGAACCAGAAGUGUUUUUAACUCCUAAAUGCACAAGCCCGCAUGACGAGAAAGAAAUUCCAAUUACGCAAAACUCAACUCCCAGUACUGAAUUGACUAAAGAAUAUUAUGCAUUAGUGCCAAUUGAUGGUAAUUUAUUAGAUAAAGAACUCAUGGAACAAGACGUCCUCUCUAAUGCAUUUCAGUCUAUUAUAAAAUCUCAAACACAGGAAGAAAUUAAUGUCUCCUUUCCCCAGUGCAUAAAACCGACUUCAUUGUCUCUUAAUUCUAGUCAAACAUCCCAAACAGUCAAACAUUCCAACAGUUGUGAUAUUUUAAAUAGUACUCAUCUUAAAGAUAAUAUAGUACAAAUUAAAAAAACUGAAAGAUUUAAUGUGGCCCCUAGUCAAAAUUCAAAAAUCAGUGAUCCAUAUAGGGAUGAACAUAAUGAUUACAUAGUUUCAAAAAAAAUUGAAUCUGUAUCCGCUAAGUUUGCGGAUCCUACAUAUUCGCCAGACAGUUUAAUUACGGAUGACCCAAGUUCAUCUUCUGAUUACUUGUCUGCUGUAUACACUUGUUCUCCAGGAAUUGACGCUAUCGGUUGUCAUUAUCAAUUAAAUGUUGGACAUAAUAUUGCAAACAUGGACAAUGUUUUUACCUCCUCUGAUUCGGGACUGGAAAAUACAGGUUUAUUGGAAAGCCUUACAAGUCAUAAAGAUGUAACAUUAGCCGAUGCAUCAUUAACAGAAAGCACUUUAUUUGACUUAACUGCGGAUGAUGCAAGUAACUCUCACGAUUCUGUAUCUAGUCCAACAACAGAUAAGUACCCACCACAAAGAUUAAAACUAGGUACGUUACCACAAGUGGCUUUAAGUGGUAAUUGUUCAGAAAUAGAUUUUAAUUGUUUUAAUACAAAUUCAACUAGAUUGAAAGAAAAUGUAAGUUGUAAAUCGUCAAAAGAAGAAAAGCAAAGACAGAAUGAAGAAAUAGUUAUAUUAGAAUCAUCAUCUUUGUCAUCAGAAACAGGGUCUUGGGAAUCUGUAUUUCCUCCGAAGUUAGCUGAAAAAGAUAUUUGUGAGAAGUUUCUCAAUAAUGAACGUCAAUAUUUUAAUCAUAAUUCCUUAAUUGAAUUUAACGAUCAAGACCAUGGUACUGCUUUAUCAUCAAGCUUAGUUCAAAAAUCUCCUUUUAAAUCAACUGGCUGUUUUAUCGAUGCUGCAAGUUUGGCCGAUGAAGAAGACGAAACGAUAAAAAUUUGUACAGAAAUAAAUGUUAUAGAAAAUAAUAUAAAAACAGCAAUACUACCAUUACCGAGUCAACCUGUUCCCUGUUGCACAAAUAAACAAGAUAUGAGUCCAAAUGAUUGGUCUGAAGGCAAUGAAAAUGACGACUCUUUAGAACAGGCUGAAACUAAAGACUCGGACUCGGUACAAAAAGAUUUGUCACCUACUAUUUUUGAAAUGACACUUUUAACAGAUGAUUCGUCAUUAGGUCAAAAUAUGUAUGAACUUAAUAGAGAUGAAGAUUCCAAUAGUAAAAAGAAUUGUAACGUGGAAGAAAUCUCAAUCGACGGUAAUAUUAAAAAUGGUAGCACUAGGUCUCUACUAUUUUCAGCCACAACGCCACAUAAUUCUAUAAUGUCUCUUAACGGUUCGUCCAUGGUACAAUACGAAUCUGUCACAAAUUUAACCACGUCUUCGAUAAAAUUGUCUGAGAAGCAUGUAGAUAAUAAAACGAUUAAAAAAUCUAACGAAUCUCCUAUAAUCUCAGGAGGUGCUUCAAUAGAAGAUCAUUUACCUCAAAUUACUAAUUAUAAUUCUUUGACACGUAGAACACUAGAAAAUAUACCAAUUGUUUCCGGGGCCUAUACACCACCCAUGGAGAAUAUCAACAGUAACAAAGUAUCAAAACCAUCUUGUUCUUCUGCUUGGGUAGUUGAUAUGUCCAACAAUAAAAUAUCAAAUGAAGAUGUGAUUGUAACGUCUACUCCAAUGAAACCAGGUGAUAAAGUUUGUGAAAGCUUAAAAGCUACUUCUAAGUUAAGCAGUAGUCUCGAGUCCUGUAAUAAAAAUAAAAGUUCUGGUGACUCAGAUAGCAGUGAAAAGUCAUAUCAUAAAUUUUAUAUAGAUUUAGCAACACUAUCAGAUUCCACAACAUCUAAAGACGAUAACCAUAAUACGGAUAACACAGAAAAGAAAAAUAUGUUUUCCAUGUAUAUAGACUUAGGUGAAAAUUCUACUUUGAAAGAAAUGCCGGCUAGGUUAACAUCAUCAUUAAAUAUAAAAAGGAGUACUUGUGUUGAACAUGAAAAGAAUAAGAAUGUGCAGAAAUCUCGAAAGAGAGGGAAGACUUCAGUCGAUUGUAGUCUCAUUGCCACAUCUACAAAAAAUGAUAGUACUUACGAAUCACUAUCUAAUGAAUCGAAUUUAAGUACUUCGGACAUUAGUAGUUUACGCCAAGGAAAUGAUAAAAAUUCUACGCAAAAUGUCGCGGUAGAAAAGUACCAUUCUUUGGGUGAUUUACAAACAACCUCAGUUUCUCAUCCUGACAGUAAAAUUUCAUAUGCCACCGAGUUAAAAGAGACUAAAUUGCAAACUGAGCUCGUUUCUAAUAAUGAUAGUACUUUUGAAAAAUAUGAAUCGCUAUGCAAUGAUCCAAAUAUAAGUAUCUCAGAGAUCAUUAGUUUGCCUCAAAGAAAUUAUAAAAAUUCUACGCAAGAGAUCCCAGAGGUAACGGAGAAUUCUAUCAGUGAUUUAAAAAAAAAAACAGUUUCUGCUAGUAAAAUAUCAGAUACCUCCGCUUUGGCAGAUGAAACUACAGUGAAACCUUCAACUGAUCUUUUUGUGAAAUUAUCAGAUCUAGACAAACCAAUCCAAAAAUGUGAAACUCCUAUUAACAGCAACGAAGCAGUGCUAGAUGUAAGAAUGACAAGGUCUAUACCUGAGAAUAAUUGGGGAGGACAAAAUCAUAAUAGUACUUCAAUACCUAUAGAAGUUAUUAGUUCAUUUCAUUCAGAGAAUGCAGUAAGUUUGAACAGGUUGUUUCCCCAUUUGAAAAAUGAAUUUAGUAGAAGCAUGCCAGGAUCGUUAUCAGCAAGAACACGAUCUUCUCUUAGAUUAGGAGCAUCCUCGAGUCCUGGUGAUGCAGAUGAACCAUCUUCGGACAUGUCGGAAAUUAGCAGCGUUCAAAGCAGCAUGUGUCGUUCUGUUGUUGAAAAUAGUACAACAGAAGAAACCAGCCAGACUUUGAGUUUAAUUGGCAGUUGUCAGUCUCGCCUUGGCCAAGAUUUGCUUCGCAUGUUUUUAGAAGAAAUUGCACCGGAUGUUAUUGUAGAAGUGUCAGGAAGACGUAUUAAAGCGCACAAGUGCAUUUUAUCAUCGAGGUGUCAAUACUUUGCUGGUAUUUUAAGCGGUGGUUGGGUCGAGAGUGCUGGAAAUGUGAUUUUGUUACCACCGUUUGCGUUUAAUGUAGUACACUUCACCCUCUGUCACAUCUACUCAGGGGCGGCUUUAAUUCCCGACUCCAUUAGUAUUGUGGAGUUGGCGACUAUAGCUGACAUGUUAGGCUUGGAAGGACUAAAAGAAGCUAUAAUGUAUACUUUAAAAUCCAAAUAUUGCCACCACUUUCAUUGGCCUUGUUCUGUUUGUACUUUGGGUGUGCUUGAGUGCUUCCCAUUGUCAUCACUGUAUGGAUUGGAUGACCUUUGUCACAAAUGUUUGCGUUGGAUCACAAAACAUUUUUCUAGAGUAUGGCCAACUAGAGCAUUCGCAGCUCUGCCGGCUGAUCUCUCUGAAACGUGUUACCAACAGCAUAUCAUAAACAUGAGUGAGGAAAAUGUGGUGGAAACUAUAUACGGAUGUGGCAUUAUAAUAUCAUCACUGAAGAGCAACAGCAGGGGAGCUGAUAUCGUGGAAAGGCUCUGUCGCCGUUUAAUGAAUGCAUCAGCAGAGUUCAUAGCCCCCAGAUUGGAUAUUGUGGUACGCACACUGUCCCCUCCACCCUCUAAUCUCCCGGAGGCUUCAGAGCAAGCACUCAGUGACUGCAUCAAUGUUGCUAUAGAGCGUGCACCCGGCGAACAACUGUGCCGUCUCUACGAAUAUCUAUUCCAUACACUAAAACAAAAAGAGCAAUACGUAUUUUACAGCCAAGCUUGUACUUGGAGAGUUAUUUGCGAGCGGACCCUGGUGCGUGCCGCUCCACGGGUCGUGAGGACACAAGCUUUCAAGGACUUACCCUUAGAACUAUCUGUGCGUCUACGGAAGUUGGGAUGCAUAAUGUUUGGAAUACAGAGCCCGAUUACCACAAAUUCCUCAGCAGAUCGCAGAAGGAGCCCAAACAAAGACUCCAGGGAUCGUAGCCAGUCACGCAAUGUUGACAUAAAUGAUAUGAAAGCGCGGUUUACACCAUAUACUUGUAAACCAGUUUAUGCAAAUCCCGCCUCAAAUGUGCGAGAAAAAGUACAUCAAUCUCAAAAGACACCUGUUGUUAGGACGACUAAGGCUCAAGAAGAAAGAGCAAAAUAUAAUAUGGCUAAAUGCAGCACUUCAGUACAAAAAAAUACACGACCUAAACGUGCAGAAGCAAAACAUAAAUUGACGGCGAAGGUACAAUCGUCUAGCGAAUCAUCCCGUCAAGUGAGCGAAACAAAGGGCUACACUGUUUCUCAGGAUAGCUUGGCCACUAGUUCACGACCAAGGACGGCUGAACCGUGCAGUUCACACAGUGAUUCCCUGAACAUAAAAUAUGCCACAUACACAAAGAGCAAAAGAACAAAUGUAGAAAACCAGGCAGACAACUCUAAAAUGAAGACUAAAAUUCCGGUGUAUGUAAACAACAAAGCUUGCGCGUCUAAUAAGAACGCGAGGGACGCAGAUAAGAAAGAUACUACACCGAAAAGUGACCGGAGGUUUGGAUCGUUGAUGAUGGCUACGAAAUCUAGUUCUGCGAAAAUAGUUCAAAGACAAAUAACACCGUCAAGAGGAACUAGCAUCAAACCGAAAAAUACAAAAAGUGCAAAACACAAUGGUAAGGUCGAACAAACCUCACAAAGGCAAGCUGUACCAAGCAUGGAUCGAUCAGGCACAUUUUCAAAAGAUGAACCUACUUUUGGCGACAGAAUGUCGAAAUAAGAUAAUAAUGUUUAGUCAUAUGCUUAAUAGAGAUUAUAUUUAUUGUGAAAAUAUCUAAAUCCUCUCCAGUAGUCCUACUUCUAUAAUAAUAUUUAAAAAUGAUCGUAUAUUUAUUUUAGAUUAAGAUUACUCUAUUUUACAUUUUACCAGGCUCUAGUUCUAACCCACUCACGUCUUAUCACUUAGCGAUAUACCUAUUAUACGUUAUUAUAUAUUUGUUUUGUCUGAUCUAUUUUAAAUUAGAGGCAAAAUAAUCGGAAUAAAAAAUUGUAGGUUAUCUAAAAACUUAAACCCACUUAAAAACUUAGUUUAAAUUAUUUAUUGGCCUUCUUCAAUGUUAGGCAUUGCGUGUUACUAGCAAUAUAUAAUAUAAUACAUAUUUAUAACGUUUUAGAAAUAAGUAUGGGUGUUAGUGCGUAGUUUUUAAUGUAAUAUCGAUAUUUACUUAGAUCUGAUCCACUAGAUAUUAGUAGGAUAUGCUAAUUAGAAUUUGUUUUUAUCAAUUUGUCUCCAACCCACUUCAAGAUAAAUUAAUUCGCCUAUAUA
Molecule: messenger RNA, 6207 nt
Organism: Achroia grisella
Lineage: Eukaryota; Metazoa; Arthropoda; Insecta; Lepidoptera; Pyralidae
Exons: 11
Coding region: 145-5661 (1838 amino acids)
Molecular function (GO): protein binding
Source: RefSeq, a predicted model, not a curated record